UUCUCGUCGAUAGGGUUUGCGGGCGAUCGCAUGGCGGUGGAGGAGGAGGAAGAGCGCAAUGCUGGUGGCGCCGGUCCCAGCCGGAUCACAGGUAUCGCUACGGAUUUGAGGAAACGAGGAGCCGGCGGGAUCGGAGGCGACGACGAUCAGCGCAAGAAGCCGAAGAUCGAGGACAUGCCCGCCGAUUUUCUCGAUUUUCUGCCCAACGCGAACGAUGCCUCCCCGGAAGAUGACGCCGUCGUCAGUGCCCCGCGGCCGAAUCGCUGUCGCCAGUUUUGGAAGGCUGGAGAUUACGACGGUUCCGGCGCGCAAACAAUGCCAGCUAGCAUGGAUCACGUACGCAUGCAUCCAAAGUUCCUCCAUUCCAAUGCAACAAGCCACAAGUGGGCUCUCGGCGCCAUAGCGGAGCUGCUGGACAAUGCGCUCGAUGAGGCUCAAAAUGGAGCGACGUUUGUCAACAUCAACGUUCUCAAGAAUCCGGUUGAUGGCUCGCCGAUGCUUCUCUUUGAAGAUAACGGCGGAGGAAUGACCCAGGAGCGUUUGCGAGAAUGCAUGUCCUUUGGGUACUCUGCGAAGGAUAAAGCCGCUAACAUGAUUGGACAAUAUGGAAACGGUUUUAAGACGAGUACCAUGCGCCUGGGUGCUGAUGUCAUCGUUUUUUCGAAAUCGAAUGCAAAGAGAGGCGGCAGGCCUACACGGAGUGUCGGGUUCCUCUCCUACAGUUUCCUGCGUGACACAAUGCAGCAGGACAUCAUAGUUCCUACGCUGGAUUACGAAGAGCACGGGGGUGAGCUGAAAGAGGUCCAACGAGGCACACAUCAGGAUUGGAAAUAUCGCAUGGACGCGAUCACGAAAUGGAGUCCUUAUCAGUCUGAAGAAUCGAUUCGCAGCCAAUUCAAGAAAAUUAAGGGCCAAGGUACUAGAAUCAUUAUCUACAAUCUCUGGGAGGAUGAGCAGCAGCGGCUGGAACUAGACUUUGAAUCAGAUCCUCAAGACAUUCAAAUUAGGGGCGGCCGUGAUGAUUCUCAACGUGAUAUGGCGGAAAAAUAUCCCAGUGCGAAGCACUUCUUUUUGUACCAAAAUUCUCUCAGGAUAUAUGCUUCGAUUUUGUACUUGCAUCUGCCAAAGAACUUCAAGAUCACCCUUCGAAACCAGGAGAUCAAACACCAUAAUAUCCUGAGCGACGUAAUGCACAUUGAGGAGCUUGUUUACAAGCCUCAAAAGGAUGGACAAAACGGGGUAAACAUGUCUGCAAAAGUACACCUCGGUUUUCUAAAGGAUGCCCGUGAACACAUAGAUGUGCAAGGAUUCAAUGUCUAUCACAAAAAUCGGCUUAUAAAGCCAUUCUGGAGAAUAUGGAAUUCGUCGAGCAGUCAAGGACGAGGUGUCAUUGGAGUUUUGGAGGCAAAUUUUGUGGAACCUGCUCAUGACAAACAAGGAUUUGAAAGGACACCCGUUCUUCAACGACUUGAGCAUCGGCUGCAACUUAUGCAGAAGAAAUUCUGGAAUAACAACUGCCAGAAGGUGGGAUAUCAGGGACCUCCUGCUACUGGUUCUGCUACCAAGAAAAGGAAGACGAUGCAUGAGGACGAGAUUUUAUAUCGACCACGGAGAGCUGAUCGUCUCCAAGACAAAGCCAUCAGGAGUUCUAGAAGAUGCUCAUCAUCAUCCUCGGAAGUUUCAGACGAUGAAGAUGAGAGGCCAGUGAAAGAAGCUUUUCCUCGAAAGGCCAAGAUACAGGCAAAGAAGGCCUUCAGGGAUCCAAAUGCUGUCGAUGAAGUGGACGUUGGAAGCCGGUUUGCGAAGCCAAAGGAAACAAUCCCAUCAAAACCAAAGCCAGUUCCCCAUGUCCCAUCCAAAUCUAAGGAAUCUGCUGUAGCUGUAGUACCAGUAGCGACAGCAAAGGACUCUCUGAUACUCGAUGACUUUGAAGCUGAGGAACAGGUCGAACCAACGGAUCAUCAGCUGAGGGAGCUAGAGGAAGAGACGAACGUUUUAGCUACCCGAAUGGAGAGGCUGGAGGAAGCCGGAAAUGCACAGCUAGAAGUAGGGGUUGCUCGAACACAGGAGCUGGAAGAAACGGUUCAUCGGCUUGAAAUGGAGUUAGCUUUUGUACAGAAUGGGCUGCUAGAGGAGUGCAACAAAUACAAGCGAGAGCUCGAGGAAGAGAAGAAGCAGCGCGUCCUUGAUGAUGCUGAAAUCAGGAAGAAGCUCAAGACACUGGAGAGCGAGAAGAAAAUCCUGGAGAAGGAGAACAAGUGUCUCCGGGAGAAACUUGGAUUGAAAGUAGAUGCUAUAAUUAGUUAAUAUAUGGUUUUCUGUUUUUCUAUA
This is a messenger RNA of Selaginella moellendorffii, 2331 nucleotides long. Its product is annotated as protein MICRORCHIDIA 7. The record is from RefSeq and is a predicted model, not a curated record. Lineage: Eukaryota; Viridiplantae; Streptophyta; Lycopodiopsida; Selaginellales; Selaginellaceae. Gene Ontology annotation, molecular function: ATP hydrolysis activity. Gene Ontology annotation, cellular component: nucleus. The coding region runs from base 31 to 2307 and encodes 758 amino acids. The transcript is spliced from 19 exons.